GCGAGCAUGACCGACGCCGAGGCGCAGAGCGCUCCACCAUCGGCACCGGUGGAAGACAAACCACAGCCGGAGAGGAAAGUUAUAGCCACUUUGGUCCAAGGCACAGUGAAAUGGUUCAAUGUGCGUAAUGGGUAUGGAUUCAUUAACAGGAAUGACACUAAAGAAGAUGUAUUUGUUCAUCAGACAGCAAUCACAAAGAACAAUCCCAGGAAAUUUCUCCGCAGCGUUGGAGAUGGGGAAAUUGUAGAGUUUGACGUGAUUGAAGCAGCUAAGGGCUCCGAAGCAGCUAAUGUUACCGGUCCAGGUGGUGUUCCGGUAAAAGGAAGCCGCUAUGCGCCCAACAAACGGCGAUUCCGUCGACGGUUCUUUCCCCGAAGCCCUCGGCCCGGCGACCAGAACAAACCAGCCGAUGGCCAAGGUCCUGAUACUGACAGAUCGGGAGAGAGUGAGGGAGCGAGGCCUCAGCAACGCCGCCGUAGGCCGCGCAGGCCACGGCAGGAGACACAAGAUGGUGAAGUUGGCGAGCAGAAGGAUGGAGACGAAGAGGGUGGUCAGACACAGAGUGAUCAGACCCAGCGGCCGCCACGACGCAGAUUCUGGCGCCCAUACCGCAGGCCAUUCCGUCCUCGCCCACCUCCCAAUCAGGCUGUAGAAGGCCAGCAGGCAGCUGCACCAGCAGAGAACCUGGAGAAGAGUGAGCUAAAGCAGCAGCAGCCACAGCACGAGGUGGCGGCGGCACCGGCACCUGACAGCCCUCAGACUAAUGGAGAAGCAGGGGAGGGCCAAGGCCAGAAACAACGCCGCCAGUUCAGACGACGCAGGCAAAGGAAUUCAGAGUCCUCUGUCUCCAAAAAUGAUACAGAGAAGUCUGCAUCAGAGCCUGGCACCCCACCACAGACCUCAAAGCCAUCUGAUACAAAACCCACAUCAAAGUCGCCAAAGACCUCUCCCAAAAUCUCCCCCAAAACGGUAAAAUCGCCUGAGCAGGCAGCUCCAACAACUGUCCCAGCACCAGCAGAGUGAUGACCACGAGGAUGGUCACAUGACGCUUGGCAAGAGGUGGGACCCCACACUAAAGUGGCGCAACCUUGGAUUAGACAGGGUGGGAGACGUGAGGGUGUAGGGUUGCACUUCUUGUGCUGCAUGUGCAACAUUAGCAGUCUGUCACAGAGGGCCUGAUGAUGGACAUUAACUCUUUAGUCAAGUAAAUGGAUUUAAGGUGGAAUGAUGGCAUUGAAAGGAGUCUUUGAGAACGCUGCCUGUGUUUGGAGUCAGACUUUUGUUUAACACAGGGAAGAUUUUUGGCUCAAAUUCUGGGAAAUUGGAUUUUCUUUCAAUAUAAUCCUUGG
Pelmatolapia mariae (spotted tilapia) is the source of this 1349-nucleotide messenger RNA. RefSeq names its product Y-box-binding protein 2-B-like. The record is from RefSeq and is a predicted model, not a curated record. Gene Ontology annotation, molecular function: nucleic acid binding. The transcript is spliced from 9 exons. Gene Ontology annotation, cellular component: nucleus. Gene Ontology annotation, biological process: regulation of gene expression. Lineage: Eukaryota; Metazoa; Chordata; Actinopteri; Cichliformes; Cichlidae. Bases 7 to 1023 code for a protein of 338 amino acids.